Messenger RNA from Diaporthe amygdali, 594 nucleotides. RefSeq lists its product as uncharacterized. The transcript is spliced from 3 exons. NCBI's taxonomy places the organism in Eukaryota, Fungi, Ascomycota, Sordariomycetes, Diaporthales, Diaporthaceae. The coding region runs from base 1 to 594 and encodes 197 amino acids. The record is from RefSeq and is a predicted model, not a curated record.
AUGUCGACUGAGAACAUCACCCCACAGACCAGCAAGGCCGAUGAGGCCAUCGUCGAUGCCAAGAGCAUCCCGAAUGAGAACCACCUCGCCGCUGCCCCCAUCAACAACACCCCGGAUGAGAACAACCUGGUUACCAUCCGCAUCAAGACCAUCCACGAGGAGUGCCAGGGCCUCGUCGACCCCAACGGACCAGCUCCCAUCGGCAUUGGCCCAAAGCAGAUGGACGAGAACCUCAAGUGCGAGGCCCAGGACCAGGAGGUCAACCUCGGACCCCUGGCCAACAUCACCAUUGACGGCCUGAAUGAGGCCAUCGAGGGCGUCAUUGAGAAGGGUGGAGACCACGAUCUCGAGGCCUUCGUCGACCGCAUCUGGCGGUCGUUUGACUUCAUCCCGGAGGAGGAGGGCAAGGAGGUCCAGAACCUCUUCAACAUCUCCGACGAGGAGCUCCAGCGCGUCCUCGCUGGAGGAAAUGGCUUCGUCCAGGUGGACAACUCACGGGAUAACCUCCUAUGGGAUAACCUCCUAUGGGAUAACCUCCUAUGGGAUAACCUCCUAUGGGAUAACCUCCUAUGGGAUAACCUCUUAUGGGAUUAA